This is a messenger RNA of Haliotis rufescens (red abalone), 1735 nucleotides long. Its product is annotated as polypeptide N-acetylgalactosaminyltransferase 5-like. The coding region runs from base 23 to 1735 and encodes 570 amino acids. The record is from RefSeq and is a predicted model, not a curated record. The transcript has a single exon. NCBI's taxonomy places the organism in Eukaryota, Metazoa, Mollusca, Gastropoda, Lepetellida, Haliotidae. Gene Ontology annotation, cellular component: Golgi apparatus.
UUAUCACAGUUGUUGUAAAUCAAUGGCGUCUACGUGCACAAGGUCCAGAAAACGACGAACCAUCCUGACUUGUUUAUUCAUAAACGUCAUAGUCGUACUGAUGUACAAAAUAGGGACUAAUCGCAACGGACUGUCUCGGGAAUUGACAGAUCCUCUGUUACGUCUCCACAGCCCGGAUGAUCCCAAUGUGAAACUCGUGUUCACCGUGAUGAAGCUGAUGAAUCCAGGCGUCAAUGGAACAGCGGUUAUAUUAGAUUUGAAGAAACUCCCCAAAGAAGAAGCCGAGAAGCUCCAGAGGAGUAUUGAGGAAAGGGAGUACUCCAGUUAUACCAGUAGUCUCAUACCUCUUCAGAGAUCUCUGCCUGAUGUCCGCCUACAAGGAUGUCACUCACUGUACUCAGACCCCAACCUCCCUGAAACCAGUGUGAUCAUUAUUUUCUACAACGAGCAUUGGUCAGUCCUGUUACGCACUGUCCAUAGCAUCAUGGACAACACUCCACCUCAUCUGAUCAAAGAGGUCAUCUUGGUGGACGAUGCAUCCACAGACGAGGCUCUGAAGGAACCACUGAAAGAGUAUGUGUCCAGAUUCAGGAAAGUGCAGAUAGUUCGAGCAGAGUCCCGACAGGGCUUGAUAAGAGCACGGGUGAUGGGUUUUGAGCAUUCUACUGCUCCUGUAGCAGUGUUUAUGGACGCACAUUGUGAAUGUUUUCCUGGCUGGCUGGAACCAUUGGUGACAAGGAUCGCCGAAAAUCAGAGCAUUGUAGCUACUCCUAACAUUCAUGGAGUAGAUCCUAAAAACUUCAAAAUCAAUGAAUGGGGGCAGGGACGGAGACUUGGAAUACCCGUUCUCACCUUCCCUAAUCUUUUCUUCUCCUGGUCCCUAAUGUCAGAACGGGAGAGGAAAAAGAGAAAGCGUGAGACUGAUCCAGUGCGGUCUCCAGCCAUGGUGGGAUGUGUCAUUGCCGUCAGCAGGAAUUGGUUCAAGAAACUUGGAAUGUUUGACCCUGGUUUGGAAAUCUGGGGUGGGGAGAAUGCCGAGUUAUCUAUCAAGACGUGGCUAUGUGGAGGUGGACUGGAGAUCAUCCCCUGUUCAAAUGUAGCACAUAUGUACCACCCUCAUAGACCAUCAGACGAAAAUAGGAUCAGGUACAUAAGAAAUCUAGCUCGUGUGGCCAAUGUGUGGUUGGACAAGUUCAAACGUUUUACUGUCAAUUACGAUGGUAGCCUUGCGGAUUAUGGUGACAUAGCUGACAGGAUAGCGCUGAGAGAUUCAUUGAAGUGUCACCCGUUUGAGUUUUAUUUGGCAUAUGUUAAUCCAGAUCAAGUAAUCCCAGGUGACGGUAUAUACACAGGGACAGUACGUAAUGCUGAGAUGACUACCCUCUGCCUUGACGCGGGACACAGAGCACAGGAGGGCUCCAACAACGUUUUGUUGUAUUCUUGUCAUGGGCAGGGAAAUCAACUGUGGGAGCUCACAGAACAUCAUGAAAUUAGAGUGGGAGGAGAAUGUUUAGAAUCGGGAUAUGAACCUGACGUUGUGGUGAAGGCUUGUCAUGGUCAGAGCGGGAACCAGGAGUGGCACGUGGUCAGGUUAGACGAACAUGUGUUUCUCCAGUCAAACGGAUAUUGUGUUGGUGUUACCAAAGAUAAAUCCGCACUUGUCUUGGAGAAAUGUCAGAAAUCUAAACUACAAAUGUGGACUUGGAAGCAAAACAGGAAACCUAGGAUGUCUUGA